AUGGAGGGCUUCUCGUCCACCUUCCCUCCACCCUACAGCGUGCUGUGCGCACCCGCUGCGGCCCCGGGGGGCGUCUGCUGGGCCAAGCGGGACCAGGCGCGCUUCGUGACGCCGCACGGCGUCAACUACCUGGAGCUGUGCAAGGCCAUCUUGGCCCAGGCGGGGCCGGCCAGCGGCACCCGGACCCGCGAGUGCGGCGUGCAGGUGAACGCCAAAGUGGACAAGACGGUGCAGUGCUCCCUGGGGCCCAAGACGCUCCUAGACCCGGGGGAGGGCGACCACCUCCAGCUCGAGGAGGAGGGCGAGGUCGGAGUUAAGGCGCCCAGCACGCCCCCUCCCGUGAGCCAGUUGCGCUUUUCCAUCUACUCGCCGGUGUUGUUCGAGCACCGAUUUCCGGCCGAGCUCGGUAACAGAAAGUCGGAGUCACGUGACGAGGAGGAAGACCACAAGACCCCCGUCCAUCGUCCCAAAAGGGGCUGCAACUUAAAGUUUCUGGAGCAGAGGUACGGCUUCUUCCACUGCAAGAAAUGUAACAUCCGCUGGGAGAGUGCUUACGUGUGGUGCAUCUCGGGAACCAACAAGGUGUACUACAAGCAGCUCUGCCGGAAGUGUCAGGUGGGCUUCAACCCCUACAGAGUGGAGUCCAUCGUAUGCAAGGGCUGCUCUGAGACGUGCUGCAGCUGCGAGAGGAAGCAGAGGCACAUCAACAUGACCAGGCCUCACCGCCAGGAUCUGUGUUGCCGCUGCCGGGGCAUGAAGCUCUCCUGCGACGCCACCUACAGCUUCAAGUACAUAGUUUGA
Phycodurus eques (leafy seadragon) is the source of this 801-nucleotide messenger RNA. It is a transcript of the gene zar1l, whose product is annotated as zygote arrest 1-like. Bases 1 to 801 code for a protein of 266 amino acids. Gene Ontology annotation, biological process: translation. Lineage: Eukaryota; Metazoa; Chordata; Actinopteri; Syngnathiformes; Syngnathidae. The record is from RefSeq and is a predicted model, not a curated record. Gene Ontology annotation, molecular function: mRNA base-pairing post-transcriptional repressor activity. Gene Ontology annotation, cellular component: cytoplasm. The transcript has 4 exons.